Molecule: messenger RNA, 3377 nt
Organism: Osmia lignaria (orchard mason bee)
Lineage: Eukaryota; Metazoa; Arthropoda; Insecta; Hymenoptera; Megachilidae
Product: protein rolling stone
Cellular component (GO): membrane
Source: RefSeq, a predicted model, not a curated record
GGAAUUCUUUAUAAAUUGGAAAGUAUAAUAGGUGGCAACAUUUAAAGGGGCGCAACACGGUUUUUCGAAGAGGAUGCGUUAAUCGAAUAAAACGCAUUAUUCAUGGUAACUGAUAAUACAUGUAAACUGCUUACGACACACGUGUCUUAACUCUACACCACGUGUCGUGCAAUGCAGCAAGAUACGGACGCGGUGUCGUAUGUGUAAAUAGAGAAGACGAAAUCUGACCGUAGCAAAAAUAUCUGAUGCAAUUUGACCAUGGUUUCUUCGGCCGCUUUGUCACAAUUCUGCAAAGUUGCGUAACACCAAAAACACGCACAUGCGAAUAGUAUCAACGAUAAUUUAGCGGCCUGUCUAUUAAAGAAUGCUCGCCCGAUGGUGUCCAGCGACCGGUCACUUAAGGUGCAUUUAUAGUUCCUGAAAAUGAUUUCUACCUACAACCUGUUCCCCGAAAAAACGCUCAUUUUCUCAGCCAUUUUGAAAUGGACCAAUCAAACCUGACCUCGAGGAACGCAGCCCUAAUUUCGCAUCCUCCAUAAAUCGCCAAAAAAAAGAAACAUUUCAGCGGAAUGCUCGAUUGCGUCGAUUCACAGGCCUUGACCGUACUUCUUUCUUCUACGCAAACGAUAAAAUGGCGUGUAAACAAAAAAAGUUGUGGUCAGAAGGAAAGAUGAAUCAAAACGUUUUAGUGAUUCGCAGUUCCAUCACGUAAAAGGAAUCUUUUUUUUAUUACUUACAUGUUCAUCGUUUUUUCAGCACCGGAGACGAUUCAACGAUGGGACAACGUUCUGGGAACGCUCCGAUUAGAGGAAGGUGUAUAAACCCCUCAUCAGGAAGCAAGGUGUCGGUCACCCAUUCAAGGAAUUAUAAAAAUCUUCCCGUUAAUGAAUGGAGGGAACACGUGAUGCGGAUCGCUUGGAUUUUGCAUCGAUUUAGAUUUCUACGGACGCGUAGGAAACCAUGUGUGUUCAGUUAAAAAUGAUAACGUGUCAAACGAUGGCGUGCAUCCACUUAAUUACGGUGCAAUAAAAAUAAUUUAUCUUCUUCUCCGUUGAUACAAUUUUCUGGAGCGCCCGGUAAUUCAUCGCCUGUUUUUAUCAAUUGAUUUUCAUAUAGGGUUUCACGGUGCAGCCUAUAAACACCUCGAUAAUCCUUACAUAAAAUCAGACGUAUCGAAGGUAAAAGAAAAAACAGCAUACGUCCUGCAAAAUUUCUUUGGAACAACAUGUGCCAGCUGAAAAGCAACUACGGGAUUGGAUGAAUCGAUAUCACCUCGGCAAUGGAAAUGUGACAUGAACAACAACGAGUAGUUGCAAGAAACCGAGUGCUUUCAAAAGAAAGAAAAUGUAGGCAAGCUGAUGUAACGGCGAUCGACGGGAGGUGGUACGUGAAAAGGAGGAAACGUUGGCAAUUAUUAUCAGAACGUGUCGAAAAAAGAUGUUCGCAGGGAACAGUGCCGUAGAACACGAGGGGGAACAGCUGGUGCAUAGGGAUUGAUAUUGAUUUGAAGCACGCGGAGCCGGUUGCCGGGCAGUCACGGGCCAAACGUACGUCGAACAAGAGGCCGGACUCAAAUGCCUCCCGAGUGCGAGGAAAUCGAGGACCGUAGUGUGCCGGAGAAGAUUUCCUGCAUCGACGGCAGGAUUAAGGAUCCUUUGCGAUUCGUAACACCGGUCACACUAUGCGGUCGUCGAACGAUGGUAAACAAACUCUGGUGCCAGGAACUAAGCAGGAAAUGGUUCCAUAAGAAGGUUGAACCACCGCAUCCACGAAUCCUCACCGAACCAAGAUGCCAAAAACACGUUGCCACCUGGUAUCUACUUUACCGUUGGUUAAUCUUUAUGGCCUGGGCUUCCAUCAUCGUCUGUUCGAUAUUCGAAUACGGUAGUUACAAUCCUAUGCCAAUAUACGAUAAAUGGCCAAUUUAUUUAACCAAUUGGGAUUUAGUAUUGGGCCUGUGUCAAGCGUUCCUCGGCGGUUUUCUAGUUUCGAGAAGAUGGAAGCUACAGAAAUUAUCCGACUUUGAUCCUUCCGCGUUGAUGUUAGGAUUAACGGACAGGGUUUACUGGUUCCUUUACGUUGUUACUACCAACGUCGCGAUUGUUGUUACGAUUUCCUACUGGUGUAGCGUUUACGAUCCAAAGAUUCAUCAUUUAGAUCCGUUGAACAUUAUGCUACACGUUUGUAACAGUAUUCUAAUGAUCAUAGACUUUUGUAUUACGGGCAUUCCAUUUAGAUUAAGGAAUUUCUGGUGGUGCUUAACCAUUGUAUUUUUUUACGUUAUUUUCUCGGUAAUAUAUUACCUUGCAGGUGGAUUAGAUAAACAGGGUUAUCAUUAUAUUUAUAAAAUCCUUGAUUGGAAGAAACCAGUACGAUCUUCAUUGGUAUGCUUGGGUCAAGCUAUUUUUAUAACCAUAUUAUAUUCCAUAAUAUGCCUUUUAGAAAAAUUGAAAAAUCGGUUCUACCGAAAGAUUGAUAAGAAAUUAGAAGGAAUGGAGAUACAGAUUCCUAAUAUAGAGAAACAUGCUGAUAUUGUUUAAAAAUUAGCAAUGCUAGAACAUUAUUUAUAAGAUACAUUUCUAAAGAAAAUUGUUAUUUACAAUUUUUAACUACCGUUUGUAUCGAGCUAAAACAUAAGUAGCGCAUAUAAAAGAAGGAAUUAGUAUCCUGUUUCAGAUUCGUUGAACGAAAUAUAUCGUAUUGACAAUAUUAAUAUUAAUAAGAUUACAUAAUAGCAGUAGAAUUUCAUGCUCGUUUAUUUCUUUUAUAUACGCUCAGUUUGUACAACGUGUAUUAUGGUACAGCAAAAAAGCGCGAAAAACACCUUUAGAAAUGUACGCUUACGUACGAAUACGAUUAUUUAUAAUUUAAGAACAAAAUAGUAUUCCUCAAACUAUAUACAGCAGUAAAAAAGAAACUGUGAAGUUUGAUAUCAUUAAUAUUACUGAAAUAUCAUAUGUAAAAAUUGUAUAUUUUAUAGCAUCGAAGUUUGAAAGAAAUUGCAUGAGUGUUCAUGCAUAAGUCCCGCGUGUUAUAAAAAUUAGAUACUAAUUUUUAUAAUAAAUGGAAUAAAGAUGACUAAACGUUUAAAUUUAGGAAAUAAAUGCAUAUGUACCAUGGCUAAUAAUUCAUUAUUCAAAGCAUUAAUUACAUAUCAUGCUAUUGUCACUAUAAUAAUGUAUGAAAAAAUAUCUUUGACACGUGAACGCAUUUAUAAAUGUUGAAAGCAUUUAAUUUUAUAUAAUUUAUAUUUGUCCAAUUAUUCUUACACUACAUUAUAACACGACUGUUGUUGAAACAUUCCGAAUUUAUUUUCCACUAUUAUUAAGCGAGUCUUGAGUGAUAUAGGUAAUAAAACUAUCUUUUUUUUUUUUUUU